CAAAUGACGAAUGGUUGGCAGGGACGCCGGACUUGUUUCCCAAACGGCCCCUCCCUUACACCCUCUCUCUCUCUGUCUCUCUCAGAUACGGAGACAUGGUGCCCAAGACGAUUGCAGGGAAGAUCUUCGGCUCCAUCUGCUCCCUGAGUGGCGUUCUGGUCAUUGCCCUGCCAGUUCCUGUGAUUGUUUCCAACUUUAGCCGGAUUUACCACCAGAAUCAGAGAGCAGAUAAACGCAGGGCGCAGAAGAAGGCCCGCCUUGCCAGGAUCCGUGUGGCCAAAACAGGCAGCUCCAAUGCCUACCUGCACAGCAAGCGCAACGGGCUCCUCAACGAGGCACUGGAGCUGACGGGCACCCCGGAAGAGGAGCACAUGGGCAAGACCACAUCACUCAUCGAGAGCCAGCACCAUCACCUGCUGCACUGCCUGGAAAAAACCACUGGGUUGUCCUAUCUUGUGGAUGAUCCCCUGUUAUCUGUACGAACCUCCACCAUCAAGAACCACGAGUUUAUUGAUGAGCAGAUGUUUGAACAGAACUGCAUGGAGAGUUCAAUGCAGAACUACCCAUCCACGAGGAGUCCCUCACUGUCCAGCCACCCAGGCCUCACCACCACCUGCUGCUCCCGUCGUAGUAAGAAGACCACACACCUGCCCAGUUCCAACCUGCCAGCCACUCGCCUGCGCAGCAUGCAGGAGCUCAGCACGCUCCACAUCCAGGGCAGUGAGCAGCCCUCCCUCACUACCAGUCGCUCCAGCCUUAAUUUGAAAGCAGACGACGGACUGAGACCAAACUGCAAAACAUCCCAGAUCACCACAGCCAUCAUCAGCAUCCCCACUCCCCCAGCGCUAACCCCAGAGGGGGAAAGUCGGCCACCCCCUGCCAGCCCAGGCCCCAAUACGAACAUUCCUUCCAUAGCCAGCAAUGUUGUAAAGGUCUCCGCCUUGUAAAACCACUGGACAAAGGGCCAGAGGGGUAGUGGGGAGUGGAGGGGGCUGGCAUGUUGGUGGGUGGCCACUGGGACCACCCCCCCUUACCCCACUGUUUCUGCCUGCCCCAUUGUACCCCUAGCGCUGAGACUUGUGCCUGGAAGGAAAAGGAGGCAGCAAAGGGCACCUGAGGUCCACACUGCUGGCGUGGACACAGCCCCGUGGCAUGGCAUCUCACUGGGGCCAGAGCGAGGGAGGGAGGGAGGCGGGGACGG
Messenger RNA from Propithecus coquereli (Coquerel's sifaka), 1201 nucleotides. Its product is annotated as potassium voltage-gated channel subfamily D member 3-like. The record is from RefSeq and is a predicted model, not a curated record. Gene Ontology annotation, molecular function: A-type (transient outward) potassium channel activity. The transcript has 6 exons. Gene Ontology annotation, biological process: potassium ion export across plasma membrane. NCBI's taxonomy places the organism in Eukaryota, Metazoa, Chordata, Mammalia, Primates, Indriidae. Gene Ontology annotation, cellular component: voltage-gated potassium channel complex; membrane; neuronal cell body. The annotation marks the transcript as partial.